AUGGCAGAUUAUUUUAAUCAAAUUACAAAGGAUGAAGAAAAGAGAUUAAAGGGAAUCAAAUGUCAUUUAAAUGAUAGCAAUCAAUUUAUUAAUAAAUUUAAAAAUAGUUUAUGGUUAUUAGAUCAGUUUAAUUUUGUAUUAAUUGGUUUACCCAAGUGGGUUGAAAAAUUCUUUCUAGUUUAUAAGUUAUAUAACAGAAAAUACUUUAAGGAUUAUUGGUGGCUUUAUGAAACGUUAUUAAAAAUUGUACAAACACGUCGAUUCGAAAUUUCAAGUUCACCGAAAGAACCAGAUUUAAAGGUCGAUUUAUUAACCUCAUUAAUUAAUUUUGGAACUUCACAUCCAACCGACAUGAAAAGUGGAAACGAACGCACGUUAACAGAUGAUGAAAUCGUUUUCAUCAUGAAGAAUAUAAUACAUGGAGGAAUAGACAAGGCAAGGACCUUCCCACCCCCUUAA
Molecule: messenger RNA, 459 nt
Organism: Funneliformis mosseae
Lineage: Eukaryota; Fungi; Glomeromycota; Glomeromycetes; Glomerales; Glomeraceae
Source: the annotation of a GenBank genome assembly